AUCCAGGUUUUAUCAAGCUAUGGCUUACAGACAACUACUUUGACAACUAAAACAGAUGGCAAUGAUGGCAAGGCUGAACACCUAGAGUAUAUUGCCUUUGCGUUGGUUCCUGUUUUCUUCAUCAUGGGUCUCUUGGGGAUCCUCAUCUGUCAUGUGCUUAAGAAAAAAGGAUAUCGUUGUACAACAGAAGCUGAAGAACUAGAAGAAGAAAAACUUGAUGAAAAAAUAGAAAUGAAUGAAACUACACAUGAGAAUAGUGACACUGUGGGACAAAUUGUUAACUACAUUAUGAAAAAUGAAGCAAAUGCUGAUGUGUUAAAGGCCAUGGUAGCAGAUAGCAGUGUCUUUGAACCUGAAAGCCCUUUAUCUCCUACCUCUCCUGGGAGUCCAACAAGUCCAGGGUCUCCUUUGUCACCUGGUGCUGUUCCAUUUAAACACAACUGCAAAGGCCAUCACUUCCAUACUGUUGGAGGAGUAGUAGAAAAGGAUGUUUGUACUCGUUGUAGCCACAAACGAUGGCACCUUAUAAAGCCAGCUCACAAAUCUAAAGAGCACAGAAGAAGUCGUCUUGGAGAGGUUACAGUCCUUUCUGUGGGAAGAUUUAGAGUCACAAAAGUGGAGCACAAAUCAAAUUCCAAAGAACGGAAAAGCUUGAUGUCUGUUACUGGUGUGGAGAGUGUCAAUGGUGAUAUGCCUGCCACGCCUGUGAAACAGGAAGCGAGUGAAGCACCUGCCACACCUGUGAAACAGGAGAAGCAAGAGAGGAGAAGCUCAGAGUAGACUGCAGGU
Pterocles gutturalis (yellow-throated sandgrouse) is the source of this 789-nucleotide messenger RNA. It is a transcript of the gene RELL1, whose product is annotated as RELT-like 1. The transcript is spliced from 5 exons. NCBI's taxonomy places the organism in Eukaryota, Metazoa, Chordata, Aves, Pterocliformes, Pteroclidae. Gene Ontology annotation, biological process: positive regulation of p38MAPK cascade. The record is from RefSeq and is a predicted model, not a curated record. Gene Ontology annotation, cellular component: plasma membrane. The coding region runs from base 124 to 780 and encodes 218 amino acids.